AUGUCAGAGUAUUUUAGAAAAUACAUUAAGAAGGAACACUACCCUAAUCAUUAGUAAUUAUUUUAUUUAUAAUGUGAUUUUAGCUCCAAUAUCAAAUUCAAGACCACCUUUAGGAAUUGUGUGGUUGAUUCUCUCAAGAAACGAGGCUGGAAAGAAGUAGAAGGAGAGGAUUGGGAUUUACUUUGGGUAGAAAGAGAUUGCAUCUAUGAAAUUCUUAACCACUUCCAUUUGCAAUCGCAUCAGAAAGUCAAUCACUAUAGAAAUCACUAUGAACUUACCAGAAAAGAUCUUAUGGUUAAGAAUUUAAAGAGAUACAAGAAGCAACUCGAAAAAGAAGGCAAAUAUGAAGAAGCUAAUACGUUCAACUUCUUCCCAACUACCUACAAUCUACCAGGUGAUUAUUCUCUAUUUGUUGAGGAGUUCAAAAAGACACUUGGUUCUGUCUGGAUUAUGAAGCCUAUUGCUAAGUCCUAGGGAAAGGGUAGAUACAUUAUAAACCCUCUACUGAUUGGUGGAAAGAAAUUCGAUAUGAGAAUAUAUUGCUUGGUUACUAAUUACUCACCUCUUACAGCAUACUUAUAUAGAACUGGAUUUGGGCGUUUCACUCAUCACAGAUAUACAACCAACAUUGAGGAUAUUGCUAAUAACUAUGUUCACUUGACCAAUGUAGCUAUUCAGAAGACUUCUGAAAAUUAUGAUGAAAGACUUGGCGGUAAAUGGGAUCUGAGAAGUAUGAAGCUAUAUCUAAUGAGCAAAUAUGGUCAAGAAAAGGUAUCUGAUGCCUUUAGCCAAAUUCAAGAACUCAUCAUUAAAUGCCUACAAUCUGUUUAAAAGACUAUCAUUAACGACAAGCAUUGCUUCGAGCUUUAUGGAUUUGAUGUUCUUUUCGACUCCAACCUAAAGCCAUGGUUAAUUGAAAUUAAUGCUUCUCCUUCAAUGACUGCAAACACCCCAAAUGAUUAUGAAAUGAAGAUAGGACUUCUUGAUGAUACUUUCACCACUCUUGAUCUUGAAAAAAUAUUGAGUGGGACUGAGGAGUAAAUAGGAGGCUUUGAUCUGAUAUGCAGGGGUACUCCAGUAAAACUUCCAUAAAACUCUACCUAUUUAUCUCAUUUGGGAUGCUAAAACAAUAGAAAUCAAUAGCUCAAGAAGCUUGCCAAAUCAACAGCGAGCAGAUUGGUAGAACAUUACAACUCAGAGUAAUCUUAGGCUACUGGAAAUACUAAUGACGAGAAGAUCAAGCCAGGUAACUAGGGUAGCUCCUCAGGCACAGCUGGUUUAUCAAAGAAGUGA
Messenger RNA from Stylonychia lemnae, 1293 nucleotides. The record is from the annotation of a GenBank genome assembly. NCBI's taxonomy places the organism in Eukaryota, Ciliophora, Spirotrichea, Sporadotrichida, Oxytrichidae.